AUGGCGUCGAGGAAGCUUUUCUUUGUCAAGCCUAAGUACAUCUAUCCACAGCCAGAACCAGAGAUGUCCGAAAACGACGAGAAUGUCUUCGAAUUCGAUGAAUCUGAUAUUCAUAGUUUAGGCGAUCACCAGUUGCCGAAUUCAUUUGACGCGAAGCGGUCGAUAUCAAUCUUGCGUUUACGGAGAAAACCGACGAAAACCGGUGAUUCAGUCGAUAACCGGAUAGCGCCAAAGACCGGUUCUCUCCCGGUUAACAUCCCCGACUGGUCGAAGAUUCUGAAGAGUGAGUAUAGGGGCCAUGUGGUACCAGACGACGAUAGCGACGAAGAUGACGAUGACGACGACGACAUCAACAACGGCGAUACAGAGGGAGGUAGACGGAUCAUUCCGCCGCACGAGUAUUUAGCGCGGCUGAGAGGAUCUUCGUUCACGGUGCACGAGGGCAUCGGUGGAACGGCCAAGGGUAGAGAUCUAAGGCGAUUGAGGAACGCGAUUUGGGAGAAGAUUGGAUUUCAGGAUUAG
This is a messenger RNA of Microthlaspi erraticum, 522 nucleotides long. Lineage: Eukaryota; Viridiplantae; Streptophyta; Magnoliopsida; Brassicales; Brassicaceae. The record is from the annotation of a GenBank genome assembly.